CUUAUCUCCCCCUAUAUGAGCCGACCCCCGCGACCGAUCCGACACACCCGCUCCAACAUGCACCUGACACCGCUUCUCUUCGUCCUCAGCGUCCUCAGCGUCCUCGCCUCCACCCAGGCGAAGGUCCUCCCGCCGUCCUACGAGGACGUGGAUGCCCUCCUCGUCGGGUCGGCCGAGGACAUCCAGCGCGGGUUCGACAUCCUCAAGGAUCUGGAACGGAAUUGUCCGGGGCCUCUACCGUUGGAAUUGAAAUGGCGACUGGCCUUCGCUCAUUGCCAAUUGGCCGAGGUCAGGGGUGAUCAAGGACGGGACAACGACAGGGAGGCUCUUGCUCGCAUUGCUUUGAAAUACGGAGAAGACGCGCUGAAGGAAGACGAGAACGACCCGGACGUGGCCGUGUGGUACGCCGCGAGCCUGGGCCUGGUCGGGGAAUACUCCAGCGUGAAGGAGAGGAUCAGAGGGGGGUUCAUCUUCAAGGAAAACAUCGACAGGGCGGUGCAGCAGAGGCCGAGGGAUCCGUUCCUCCACUACCUUCUGGGGAGGUGGCAGUUCGGGACCUCCCAACUGAGCUGGUUCGAGAGGAAGGCGGCGGCGGCCCUGUUCGCCGCGCCCCCGCAGGGCGACCUCGACCAGGCGCUCGACGAGUUCACCGCGGCGCAUCGCGAGAAGCCGGAUUGGCGGGCCAAUUUGCUCUUCCUCGCGAAAGUCUUCAUCGAGAAGGGGGAUUAUGCAACGGCCAUCCGGCAUUUGGAUCGGGCGGCGGAGCUCCCCGUCAUCACAGCCGAGGACGGAAGAGUCAGCAACGAGAUCGACAAUCUGCAAUACAAGUACUCCGGCUACAGAUGAUGAAGCGUGUUCGAGCGCCGGUGACUCAGGGUUUUCAUCUCUUUCUUGCGUGCAUGCGAAUUUGUGAUGAUGGAAUGAACCAAAGAAUUUUUUUUCUAAUAAUUGCCUUAAUUGCCCUCGUCCUUGGGAUGAUUCACCUUGCACUCGGAUGUGGACCUGACCUUCGAAUCC
Darwinula stevensoni is the source of this 1017-nucleotide messenger RNA. The record is from the annotation of a GenBank genome assembly. NCBI's taxonomy places the organism in Eukaryota, Metazoa, Arthropoda, Ostracoda, Podocopida, Darwinulidae.